Messenger RNA from Suricata suricatta (meerkat), 761 nucleotides. Its product is annotated as factor VIII intron 22 protein-like. Gene Ontology annotation, biological process: vesicle cytoskeletal trafficking. The record is from RefSeq and is a predicted model, not a curated record. Gene Ontology annotation, cellular component: early endosome. The annotation marks the transcript as partial. NCBI's taxonomy places the organism in Eukaryota, Metazoa, Chordata, Mammalia, Carnivora, Herpestidae. The transcript has a single exon.
GCCCUGCCCGCCGCGCUGCUCCCCGCGAACGGCGGCCCCGCGCCCGCGCCCUGUCCCGCCACCCUGGGCGCCUUCGCCGACGUGCUGGUCCGCUGCGAGGUGUCCCGCGUGCUGCUGCUGCUGCUGCUGCAGCCGCCGCCCGCCAAGCUCCUGCCGGAGCACGCCCACACUCUGGAGAAGUACUCCUGGGAGGCUUUCGACGGCCACGGGCAGGACGGCAGCGGCCAGCUUCCCGACGAGCUGUUCCUACUGCUCCAGUCCUUGGUCAUGGCCGCCCACGAAAAGGACACGGAAGCCGUCAAGUCUCUGCAAGUGGAGAUGUGGCCCCUGCUGAGCGCCGAGCAGAACCACCUCCUUCACCUGGUGCUGCAAGAAACCGUCUCCCCCUCGGGACAGGGCAUCUGAGGACUCACGUGAGCGAGGGGACUCUCGGCCUGGUACCAAGCCUCGUGCGUCUCUCUCGGCGCGUGGGGGGAAGUACGAGACGUGCAUCCCGGCACAGUUCUACCUUGGUGUGCCGCAUUCCUCUGGCCCCCGUAGCCAUGUAGUUCACUGGGCGUUUCGUGUGUCCCGAAGACUUAUUUCCAUGACAGAGAGAGGGAAAACCAACCGGGACAGCAUGAUGGAAUUGGUAAGGAAGACGGGACUGUCUUCCCCAAGGCUGCAACGUGACACUGAGAACUCCCUUGGGGGCGCCUGGGUGGCUCUGUCGGGAGUCUGAUUUCAGCUCAGAUAGAGAUCUCACUGUUAGUGGGUUCGAA